Messenger RNA from Erigeron canadensis, 1377 nucleotides. Its product is annotated as probable protein S-acyltransferase 4. Bases 1 to 1377 code for a protein of 458 amino acids. The transcript is spliced from 5 exons. The record is from RefSeq and is a predicted model, not a curated record. Gene Ontology annotation, biological process: protein targeting to membrane; peptidyl-L-cysteine S-palmitoylation. Gene Ontology annotation, molecular function: protein-cysteine S-palmitoyltransferase activity. Gene Ontology annotation, cellular component: endoplasmic reticulum; Golgi apparatus. NCBI's taxonomy places the organism in Eukaryota, Viridiplantae, Streptophyta, Magnoliopsida, Asterales, Asteraceae.
AUGGCGGAAGAGAAGAAGAAUAGACCAAAAAGACAGUAUCAGGUCUGGAAAGGAAGCAAUAGAUUCUUAUGUGGAGGAAGAUUAAUCUUCGGUCCCGACAUCGCUUCUCUGUUGUUCUCCUUGCUCCUGGUUGCAGGCCCCGCGGUAACUUUCUGUUUCAAAGUCCAUAACAUCAUAAGUCAUAACAAGAAAGAUGUUGGUGGUUAUUGGUAUUUAGUGUUAAUUGUUGCAGCAUCUCUCACUUGUUUGGAUAUAAUAUUUUUCUUCAUGACGGCUAGUAGAGACCCUGGUAUAGUGCCACGAAAUACCUCACCACCUGACCCUGACGAAACAAAUGAAAUGAACACCCCUUCAAUGGAAUGGAUCCAUGGAAGAACUCCUCAUUUGAGAUUGCCAAGAUCAAAAGAUGUUAUUGUCAACGGUCACACUGUGAAAGUCAAAUAUUGUGACACAUGUAUGCUCUAUCGUCCUCCACGAGCCUCUCAUUGCUCUCUCUGCAACAAUUGUGUUCAGAGAUUUGACCAUCAUUGUCCAUGGGUCGGUCAGUGCAUUGGACUACGUAACUAUCGAUACUUCUACAUGUUUAUAUCAACCUCAACUAUAUUGUGCAUGUAUGUGUUCACAUUCUCAUGGGUCAACUUACAUCAACAAAGCCAAGGGGACACCAUUUGGAAGGCUAUGUCAAGAGAAAUAUUGUCAGAUUUUCUUAUAGUUUACUGCUUCAUUGCAGUUUGGUUUGUGGGUGGCCUAACAGUCUUUCAUUUCUAUCUCAUUUGCUCUAAUCAGACAACAUAUGAAAACUUUCGCUAUCGAUAUGAUAAGAAGGAGAAUCCAUAUCACAAGGGGGUAAAACAGAACCUUAUAGAAGUCUUUUUUUCAAGGAUCCCUCCUUCACUAAAUGAUUUCAGGGCAUAUAUACAUGAGGAAGACAGUUUAGUGAUGGACUGCGCAAGUCUAAAUCUCGAGGAUCCUCCAAAGGAAAAAAUUGACAUGGAAUCUGGAACUUCCUUUGCAGAAGCAAGUGGCAUUUCACUUCCUCAAAUCUUACAAAAUUUACACAAUGACUACUCAGAGGAGAACACGAGAAGUAAGUUAGGAAAUGGGGCAACGGAUACUCUCCUUUCUCCUUUUCUUUUUGAAACAAACGAUGUAGCUCCUGAUUUGGCCAUAGAAAAGAGGCCCGAAGAUGGUACUAAUGAAGAAGAGAGCACGGAAAUUAAGAUGGGGGGUGGGACACAACCCGAUUGUCUCCCUUCUCCAUUUAUUUUUGAAACAAACGGUGCAGCUCCUGAUUUGGUCAUAGAAAACAAGAAGCCCGAUAAUGGUACUAAUGAAGAAUCUAUAACUCUUGCAAUUCACACCAUUCAUCAAAUAUAG